AUGGGAUUGAAGCCUUUUAAAAUCUGCUGUUUGAAUGACAGCAUAGCUGCUUUGUGAGUCAUGCUGUGAUGUAAUAAGAGUGUGUAGUUAUCUAAAGGUGCUUAGUGUAGCACAGCAAGUCUUUAGGAAAAUAUGUGCACAGUCAGCUGAGGUGGAUUUUGAAACAGCCAUGAAGUAUCCUCUGGUUCCUUUAAUUAAUGACCUAACAUUUCCUCUCCUUUUCUUUUGGUUUUGUUUGCCCUUUGGAAUAUUAUUGAUCCUUUUAGUUUUCUGGCUUCAGCAUCUGCUCAAUGAUGAAGCCCAAGUACCUAUCAUUAGAGAGAUAAAGAUGCCACCCUCUGAUAAUUCUGAUGGGAAUGCUGAUCUCCAGUUGGAAAAUGAAUCCAGAGGAGAUAACAACCAGUGCAAGAUGCCCAGAAAAGCCUCAAAAAGUGCCAUGACGACAACUCCACCUAUGAAAAAAAUGGGGCCCAAGCCUGCCUAUUUGAGUUCAAAAGAGACCAGCCAGAGAAAAAGCCUCUCUGCCUUUAUUUCAGACAGAUUGGAUCAGGGUGUAAAACAGUAUUGCUCUGAGAAGAGCUCCUUAUUUAAUACAGUGAUGCUGCUGUCCGCUCUACUGAUCUCUCUCCUCUUCAGCCUUCUUUGCCAAUUGCUUGAGGUCUCUAAUGGUCUGCGAAUUCAGAUGCUGCCUUCAUCUCUGGCUAUCCGUGUAUAUCAACUGUUUGCCUGGCUGAAUGAAAUGCCUGUGAAAAUAAUGAUUUCCUUGAAACGGGAAAUCUGUGCUCGAUCGGCUUUUCUCAUUGAGAGAGAAAAGAAGCUGUAAAGGCUAAUGUUACGUGCAUGACAGAAUUAAAAUAUAGCUACUCCACCAACCAAAGAAUAUGUCACGUGUGCUUGUAGUAAUCAAUUAUUUGGCAAGGGAAUACUAGAAUGUGCUUCAUAAUUCAGAUAUAUAUAUUAUUAUCUUCUAGGGAGGGGUGGGGGGAAUUAAUUUUUUCACACAUUGGGUUUUUCCAUUUCAAAACUUGAACAAAACAUUUAAACUGUUAUCAGCUUAUCUUGAACCAAAAGCUCUUUUUCUACAGAAGCAGAAUAAGGUUGUGAUAUACAUAUACUUGAAAAGUGAAGAGUAAUUAGAAUUCCCACACACAGCCACACACACAAUAUUUAGCAGAAUAAAUGACUGCAACUUUCAAAAUAACUUUCAGAAACAGCAAAUACAAAGGAACAUCUUGCCUUCUUGUUCCUUGAUUUCCACUGUGGCUGCAAAUUACCCCCUUUCCCUCUCUUCCAGCUAUUAACCAAGGCUGCAUAAUUUGCAUAGCGGCAAAGGUGUGAUUUCCCCCCCCCCUCCAUGGGUGGGAUUCUUCGAGAGGUGUGACCAUUCCUAUUUUUCUUUGGCCACACCCUUCCCUGCAAUGUGGCCCUUGGAGGGUUGAUCAACAGUAAUGCAACCCAUGGGCCAAAAAAGAUUGUUUCCUAGAAAUCUAGUAGUCUGGUAGACAUUCCAGUGCAGUUUUUAAAUUAAAUAUCUGUUCACUUUAUCAGUUUGAGUGCAAGAACUCAGGCAAGUGUGAGACCUUUAACUGCGCUGCAGACAUAUAAUUCCUGAUUGUUUUUUAAUGAUUGAUACAAGAGCAACAUCUAUGUACAUCCUCGUCUUUGUCUCCUGUGCAUAAAAUUGUGGUGUGUCUCUAUGGCUGUUAGUGUGGUAUCUUCAAACCAGAGUGUGCAACCAAUGUGUGAUGUGCAUCUGUCAACUCUGACUAAGCUAGCUAUGGUUUUAAAGGGAAACAAGUGCCCCUUUAAAGAGUGACAAAAGUAUUUCCACUAUAAGCGUCAAACCUUUAUAGCUUAUUAAAAUGACACUUGUUGAAGUCUAUAAAUGUGGCAAAGUUCAAAUGGGUCAAACAAAAAUGGCCACAGGUACAGCAAUGUAAACUGUUAGAAAUUAACAAAGUGACACCCCUUUUUUAUACUCGUUUUUAUACAAGCAUAUCAAAUUCGUGAGAUUUGAAAACCUAAGAAACACACACCCAUACACUGCUUCAACAUUUUUAAUUAGUGGGCCUCUCAUAAUUCACAGUGGUACUAGGAAACAUGACUACAUGCAUGGCACCCCAAGCCAUUAGCAGCGCUCCUGCAUCACAGGACACCCCCCAAAAUCUCUGUCUGUUUAAUACAUUCUGCCAGCUACUAGUUUGUUAAAUCUGUCUGUGAUACCUUCUAGAAGUGGUUUUGUUGUGAGAUGUACAAAGGUGAGCAUGAGUACCCUUAACUGAUACAGACCCAAUUUAUAGUCCUAGCUAAUGCAUAAAGGAAGCUUUGUAUGGAAACAUAUUGUGUGCCUGAAGUACCAGAAAUAGAGGUAUGAGCUCUUUUGCAGACCAGCCCUACCAUUAGUC
This is a messenger RNA of Rhineura floridana, 2405 nucleotides long. RefSeq names its product adipogenin (gene ADIG). The record is from RefSeq and is a predicted model, not a curated record. Gene Ontology annotation, biological process: fat cell differentiation. The transcript has 3 exons. NCBI's taxonomy places the organism in Eukaryota, Metazoa, Chordata, Lepidosauria, Squamata, Rhineuridae. The coding region runs from base 170 to 823 and encodes 217 amino acids.